Ceraceosorus guamensis is the source of this 5800-nucleotide messenger RNA. RefSeq lists its product as hypothetical. Gene Ontology annotation, biological process: actin filament bundle assembly; mitotic actomyosin contractile ring assembly; barbed-end actin filament capping. NCBI's taxonomy places the organism in Eukaryota, Fungi, Basidiomycota, Exobasidiomycetes, Ceraceosorales, Ceraceosoraceae. The transcript has 3 exons. Gene Ontology annotation, molecular function: small GTPase binding; microtubule binding; actin binding. The coding region runs from base 264 to 5693 and encodes 1809 amino acids. The record is from RefSeq and is a predicted model, not a curated record. Gene Ontology annotation, cellular component: actin filament; cell division site; mating projection tip.
UGCUCUCGACAUCGAACGAGAAAUUUCAGCACACCAACCUGCAUCCGCGAUCACAGCCCCUCAGACGCGUAACACCCCAGGAUCUUGGCGUCAGGACACCGCUCCCUUAUGCUAUUCUCACUCUGAGCUUCUUCUAGCACUUUGCCGCUCGCAUUUGCACCCACUCAACAUUUCAGACUCUCUCUGGGUUCUUGGGCGCACGGCGCCGCUCUGCAUCGAGCGAGGAAGCAGCACUCCUUGUCCUCGAGGUUCGUGCGUUCAAGAUGAAUACCAUCUUUGGACGUAACAAAGGUCGCUCGCGCGUGCCAACAAACGAGAGCUCUGGGUCUUAUAACUCGUUUGGUCCAUCUGGUCCCUCGAGCCCCUCCCAUCAAUCAGGUUACAGCACCGCUGAAGUCAUAGGAAGCAACACGGGCCCUAGGAUGCAAGUGGGGCCUCCAAUGCCCGUUGCAGCCCCAAGGAGUAGUGCCAUGUCAUAUCUGCAAUCAGAUCCAAUGGCCGGGGGCUCCCAGCGAUCGAGAUCAAGUCGAGGAGAUCCAGACGAUUUUGGCGCGCACUCGAGCGGAUCCUCGCCCAGCUCCUUGCACAAGCGCACUCCGUCGGGCGCUUCUGGCGGCAGCUCUCGGUAUACAGGCCCUCCUGUUUCCGACUACGGCACCAGAUCCUCCAGACUGACAUCAUCCACCACAUCCAGCUCUGCGCACCUGGGAACACAUGACAUCUUGAAUCGCAUGUCGAUAGCCAGUGCAGCGUCAGCUUCGAUAGGGCAGCCAAUCUUCAGCUCAGAACACCACCACACCCACAUCCCUGCCAUGCCACCCACUUCUCGCUCGCAUUCGAGCGUGUCCUCCCAGAGGGGGGCUGGUGGCUCAGGUCCUGCGCCAGGCUCGCUGAAUGCGUCCGAGUUCUAUUUUGCGCGUCCAGACGACGCCGAGGUGGAGCGUCUCUUUGCGGAUCUAAUGGACAAGCGAGACUUUCUCAAUGUACCCGGAGGUAAUCUUACUGACGAGCUGAAGGAGCAAGCGCGGCGGAACAUGCUCAGCUUUGCGCCGGACAAGAAGUGGCAGCUCGUCUACAACGACAGGCUGACGGAGUGGCAUGGCGAACGGGAAAGGGAGAGAAAUCGCAGGCACGCUGGCUCUGGCGCGUAUGGAGGUCCAGGAGGCGCGAGUGCCUCAAUGGGCAUCGCUCGCAACACUCCAGAAUGGUUCAUCAAGAAGUUUAUGGACGGGACUGUGACGACAAAGCACAUCGAAAGCCUGGCCGUCACUCUACGAACGUGCGCCAUCGGGUGGAUCCAGGGCUUUGUAGAAGCUAAGGGAACUCCAGUACUUGCUAGCUUCCUCAAUGGCUUGCACUCUAAGGGCGUCAAGUCGGAUACCGAUUUGGCCCUAGAAUACGAGGUGCUCAAGGCCUUUAGAAGUCUCUUCAACUCGAAGCCGGGCGCCAAUGAUGCGCUUGCUCAACCAAAGUGCAUCAAUGGCAUCGCACACUCGAUGGUCUCUGCUCACUUGGCGACUCGUAAGCAAGCUGCAGACAUUCUGCUUUUCUUGUGCCACUGGGACAAGCCCACAGGUCAUCGUCUCGUGCUACGAGGCUUCGACGAACUCAAGGCCUUCAACUCGGAUCACGGCCGCUUUGACGCCUGGUUCCGGGUCCUAGAGCAGACCAUCGAUGGCAGAGGGACUCUGGGAAGUCGCGUAGGAGCCAGCGAAGAGAUCAAGAAGCUCAGUCUAGCCGGUCCCAACGGCGCCGCUUUGGACUCCUCGCUCAACGAGUAUGCCAUCAACAACAUGUUCCUCAUCAAUGCAAUACUGAAGGAGGAGAUUGUACCCGAGUUCGAGGUGCGCGUGCAUCUGCGCAACCAGAUGGAUGCGAGCGGCCUGCAGCGCAUCUUGAUCAAGAUGAGAGCGUUCAAGAAUCCAGACCUGGAUAGUCAGAUCGGCCAGUACGAGAAAGGCGCAGAGGCGGAUCACGAUGACGUUGUGGAGAACUGGAACAAGGAUGUGCUGACGGAUAUGUCGGACCCCGUGGACGUCUUCAAGGCUGUGGUAGAGAAGAUAUCCGGCUCGAGAGCAUACGACUUUUUCCUUUCGGCGCUACAGCACUUGCUUUUGAUCAGGCAAGAGGGAGACGGCCUGGUACACCAUUAUCAGCUCAUUGACUCUAUGAUAACGUCGGUGGUGAUGGACAGGAAUGGAGCAGUCGAGAGCAACGACGUCAGCUCGCUACUUGGCACCAGCGUCAAUUCCAUACUUGCGCGCUUUGCUGAUCAAGAGCAGCAAGCUACAAUGCAAGCGGAGCUUGCGCGGACGAAGGCACGAUUGCGAGAGCAAGAAGAAGAACGGCGUCGCUUGGAGUCACAGCUCAAUCAAGGCAGCCAAGGUCUGAUUGGCGAGCUUCAGCGUCGCAUCGAGAUCCUUGAGGAGGAUCUUGCACUUGCGCGAGGCAACACGUCGGCCGCCCAGAAUGAGAUGGAGGACAUGGAGAAGGCAUACGUCGAUAGAGUGGUGGCCCUUGAGAUCCAAAUUCGAGAGCUAUACGACAUGCUUCGGGAAGCACAGAUGGAAGGUGGCGUAGCUGAUCCUGCGGAUAAUCCUGGCAGUCUGGAUCGUAAGCACCUAGUUGAGACGCUCGAGAAGCAACUUGAAAGAAAUCGAACUAUCAAGAAGCUCGAAGCAAACGCUCGCAAGAAGCCGCUCUCCACUGCCGGGGCACCGCCCUUGCCCGAGACACGUGAGGCUGAGGAGGCUGCUGCUGCCUUGCAAGAAGAGGAUCGCAAAUCUCGUCAGCGAAUUUCUCGAAGCGUGCGGCGCCAAUCUCGCGCGAACAGUCGCAGUGCCGCGGCCGCUGCCCUCGAGGAAGCCGGAGAAAAGGCCACUGAAUCGGCGUUGGGCGAGAGCAGCGACGAGGACCUCGACCCGCAGAGCGACGCCGCGAAGUGGAAAAUUCAAGCUACUCUUGCUGCUGGAAUGGCCCGCAACACCGAGUUGCAGGGCCGGAUGGCGGAUGCCCGAGCCACGCGACGCAGGCGAGGCACGGGCCAAGCCAGUGACUUGAUCGUGCCGGAACAAUUGCUGCCCGAGCACCCUGCUUUGUCGCCUCCGACCUCUGCAGCUACCGUCACGGAUCAUGCACCGCGCGAAGAUGCAAGCUUCCCAGCGCCUCCUGCGCCUCCUCCUCCCCCUGCCGUCACGAGCGAUGGCCCGUCACUUUUGGAUGAAAUCAGAAGGAGAAAGGGCACUCCGAAUCGGACUGCUGCCACUCCAGCGCAGGAGCUCGCUCCUUCGCCAAUGCCUGCCCAUGCGCAGCCUGUUUUGAGCGACAUGGGACCGCCUGCGGUCCCAGCUUCUGCUGUGGGGCCACCUCCGCCUGCUCCACCCCCUCCGCCGCCGCCGCCACCACCACCCGCACCCGGUAUGCUCGUCCCGCCCGCAUCGAGAGGCCAAGCAGGACAAGCACCACCGCCCCCGCCUCCGCCGCCUUUGCCAAGCCCUGCACAGCUGGCGGCCAUUCCGGCCACUCCACCUCCACCUCCGCCUCCGCCUCCUUCCGCCUCUGUGCUCGGCACGCCAGUGUCCGCAUCGUUCGCGACCGAUCCCACUCGAGACUCGCUCCUCGAUGUGCGAGCAAGUUAUGCAGGGUCUGGACUCGUUGGUCCUGCUCAUGCACCGCCAGCGCCUCCCCUGCCUGGGGGACUCUACGCUAAUGCGGCACAUCGCAAGGAAGUGAUGGAGAUGGCCAGAACACGUAUGAAGCAGUUGCAGUGGGACAAGCUUAAUCCACAGCAUGCCGCAGAGACUGUCUGGGGUACCACCAAUCAUUCAGACGAGGCCAAGCUGACCGAAAUGUUGCGCGAGCAGGGACUCUUCGAAGAGAUGGAAGAGGACUUUAAGGCCAAACAGAUCGCGAGGCGUGCCACUCAGCAGAAUGGAGCUGCAAAGAAGGACAAAAUGGAGUUCAAGACGCAUCUCAGUCUUCAGACACGGCAGGGUAUCGAGAUGGUGCUUCGACGCAUCAAGAGCAGCCUCACUGGUGCCAAGCAUGCGACUCCCGAGGAAGUUGCUCACCACAUUGUCAAUUGCGACGAAGCGGUGCUGGACGAGAGCUUCUUGACCGAACUCUUGAGGCACUAUCCCGAAAGCGAGACCAAAGGACAGCUUGGCGAGUACCGAAAUGCGUCUGAUGAGGAUCUCAGACUUUUGCAUCCCGCCGAUCGUCUUGUCGUCCUAUUGAUGACGGUACCUCAUUUGAAGGAAAAGGUGAAAGGUCUCCUCUUCAUGACGCGAUACCGCGAGGUGUUUGAUCUCAUCAAGGAGGGCUCCACACGCAUACGUGACGCAUCGGAAACGCUGGUGCACGCCACGAAUUUUGCGCGUCUCCUGACACUCAUUCUGAUGAUGGGUAAUUACCUCAACGCGAAUGGUGUGCAGGGCGGGGCGUUCGGCUUCAAAAUCUCGAGCAUCAACAAGCUUGUGGACACGAAGGCCAGCGACGGGACUACGCUUCUGCACUUUGUGGAGCGGACCAUCAACAAGUGUUUUCCAGAAGUAGAGUCAUUCCUCGAGGAGCUCGACAAACCCUCUGAGGCUUGUAGAGUGCAACUGCUUGACCUAAAACGAGACCUCGCGGAGCUCAAGUCGGGCAGUCUUCAGCACAAAAAGGAGCUCGAUCGCUUUCUGGACGAAGCGGAGGAGCGCAUCGAAGACCCGUACACCAAGCUCAUGCUGCCAUUCCUCAACGAGGCUCAUCAGCAUUUGCAGCGCCUCUCCGAUCAAGUCACGAUGACGGAGCGAACGUAUGGAGAUGCACUCAAGUACUUUGGAGAAGGUCCCGAUCCUCGUCGGCGAGGUUUCCCGGCCCAGCAACCAAUGCGCACAGAAGACUUCUUUGGCAUCUUCCGAGAGUUUUGCACAGCUUAUCGCAAGAUCAAGGCUGACAAUGUCAGAAUCGGCGAGCAGAGAGCCAUGGAAGCCAAGCGUAGAGCAGCGGCAGAAGAACGCGAAAAGGAGAGGCAAGAAGCUCUUGCGCGCAAGGAAGCAGGGGUGGACGAUAGCGCCGUCUUGGAGACGUUGCUUGGCACUCUGCGCUCUGGUGGCAUGCAACCCAAGCAGAAGCGUAAAGCUAGAGCUCGACGAUCUGCCGCCAAAGAAGGCUCGCCAUCGACCCCUACUGCGAUCGAAGGCAAUCCGUCGGAUAUCGCAGCAGCCAUGCUCGCCAGGCUACAAGGAGACGGCGGUGGAGCUCCCUCACCUACUAGCACCUCGUCUGCUAGCCGGUUGGUGCGCAGAAGAGACAGGCGAGGUGCUAAUCGCAGUUCUGAUCAGCUCAAAGAUGCAUCGAGCCCCGUCCUACAGCAAGCCACUGAUCUGGCAAAUCGAGGAGAUGCGCCAACGGUCGAUGUGCCAGAACUUGAAGAACAACCUGAUCAGGAUCACGAACUGGUGGAGUCUGCGGAGGCCUCGCCUACCACAGAGUACGCUUCUGGGGAAGACGAAGAGGAAACGGGUGGCAGAGAGGAGCAAGUGCAGCCUGCCGCGGUUUUGUCUGAUGACGCAGCGAUUGAAGCCGAUAUGUCGACUGGCAGCGCUGGACAGUUGGCAGGGCUUGAUUGGGUCGACCCAGACGUGAGCGGAUUCAGCACCACCUCUGCGCCUCGAGCUUCGACACCGGAUCAGACAGUCAGGCCUUGAGGCAUAGGGCAGCCUUGAGCGUGCUUUGUCUCGCAAUGCUCCAUCUUCCAUUACCUUUUCAUUGCCUGCUAUCCAGGUGUGCAUUGUCGUGCAGACGCCGGUUGCGU